Molecule: messenger RNA, 2608 nt
Organism: Drosophila erecta
Lineage: Eukaryota; Metazoa; Arthropoda; Insecta; Diptera; Drosophilidae
Gene: dbf
Exons: 2
Coding region: 455-2359 (634 amino acids)
Molecular function (GO): nucleic acid binding; zinc ion binding
Source: RefSeq, a predicted model, not a curated record
UCCGACUGGCUCUGACAAUUCCAUCUAAAUCGUAGACAAGGCCGGAAAAUACUUGCGUUUUGUUAUGUAGCUUUCGACUGGUGGAACCGUUCACACAUAUUUUAAACACCGAUUCCCAACAAAUUCAAAUGUUUUGCCAACAUUUCGUAUUAGGAUAGUAGCACAAAAAAAAAAGUGGUCGAGGAAUUUUGCGCGACUCAAGUGUAUCAAAAACCCUUCAGAUUUCAACGACGACCAGAGUUCUCUAUUUUCUAUGAAAAGCGACGAGCCUAAGAACUAAAAAAAAGCAGAGCAAAUCCCAGAGUCAAAGAGGCGAUUAAAGGACCAGAUGUGCUAACUAAGAAUCCAGGUGCACAACCAUUCCCAGCCAAGUCCCCAAAAAAAAGCCAUCAGCCAUUAGCUAUCAGCCAGUGCGUAAGCUAUCCACAAUACAGAAGUCGCCAUACCGCAGGACAUGUUGUCCCACCGCUUCAACUUGCAUCCGCAGCGGCGUCUGCCCGUCAUCCACGAGCAGAUCGCCAAGCAGUGCGCCAUGAACAUUGUGCGCGUGGCCUCCGCCAUGCCGCAACCGCAGCCCCGCUGCCCAUCCGGUCAUGUGGUCGUGCUCGUGGAGCUGCGCCGGACGGACGAGCAGACCGUGUACCGCUACCAGGUGCAUGUGCCGCCAACGGGCUGGCCCAGCGAGGAUCUGGAGGAGGAGGGUAAGCGGUUCCAGCAGUUGGUGCUCCCCGGAACCCUGGAAGCUCUGGGCCUAAAGCUGCCUCAGCCAGAGCGUCCUCCGUGUCCCAUGCAUGGUCGCUCCCUCAUGGAGAUGGGCUGGUCCCCGAACUCCAACUCGGGUCCGCCUCCUAUGCUGAUGAUGCAGUCUUCCGUACACGUCAUCAAUGGGCAGAAUAGCCCCACGGACUUCACCACCUUCAGCGAGCCCGUUGUGACUGAUCAAUCACCGGAUGUAAUGAGAGCGCACUUUAUGGCCAGUCUAUACCACCAGGAAUCCAGUCCGUUGAGCUACUCGGACAUCUGGGUGUCAGAAGGUUCACCGAGGGGCCUGCCAGGAAGUGAGACCCUGCCCAAGACCCUUUUUCCACAGCUUUGCCUGGGCGAGAAAGAGGAGUCUACGGUCGCCAACGGAAUACGACCUAUCAAUGGUUAUCAGGCGGCUUCGAAACCAAUUGUGGCCAAUCCUCGCCACGUCGCCGAACUGUGCUUGGACAGCAAUGGAGAGUAUGUGCUCAAUGAGCAGCUGCGUCGUCCAUUCAUCAGCUGCCAUCCCAAUCCGGAUAUUCCCAAUAUCGUGAAAAUGGAGCAGCCUUACUUCUUCCAAAAUCAAAGCCACCAGGUGGAGUCUCCCAUUAACGGACUCAGCGGCUAUAUGAGCGAUCUAUCCGACAAUGGUUACAGCAGCCAUGUGUCUGGAAAUCCUAAGAAUGGUCACAGGGAUCAGCCGGCGGCCUUCUCAGAUCAGCGGAUUGUCCUGCACCCAAAUUUUGGACAGGCACAGGGACACGGUGCAGUAUCCGGACUUAGAGCCAAUCACUUACGCCAGGAAACACUGGUGAGACCACAGAAGCCAGGCUUGGCGCUGGCGUCGGAUCUGUCUCCAAUGAAUCCCCAGGAGCUGCAGUCGCUCUUCCGCUGGAACUACUGUGCAUUGUGUCAGUAUGUCAUACGGUCGGGACAGAAUGCCAUUGAUCACUACUCGUCGCGUGCCCAUGAGCGCAAGAUCAGCUCGUGGCUGGUGCACCAGGGCUACGCAAACCUUGCUGGACAGGAUGGGGACGCCUUCGGCGGGACCAUCGGCCAAACGGACUUUUACUGCAAGUUGUGCGACCUGAAGCUGACCUCGUUGUCGCACGCGCAGCAGCACUUCUUUGGACGCCGCCACCGAAUGGUGGCCCGCCACAAGAUCAGGCCAUACGGCGAUGGCUUCUACGAUCGGGAGGGCAAUUGGGUGCGCACGGACGCCAAGUACCCCAUGUGCGAGCUGUGCGACGUGAGCAUCACCUCGGAGUCCCAGAUGGCCAUGCACCUGGCGGGGGCACGUCACCGCAGACGGAUGCAUAUCGCCUAUGCGGGUGCGUCCGACGGGGGCAUGGAAAUGGGCAUGGGUCUGGUCCCGUUCGAUGGCACGCACAUGUACCGGAUAAACGGCAACGGAUCGCUGGCCCCAAUAAGGCCCUUGGGUCUACAGAUGCUCCAUGGCACCCUUCCGCUUCCCCUGGACGAUCCCAGUGCCGCCUUCUACUGCGAGGCAUGCAACAUCACGCUGAACCACCUGAAGUCGGUGAAGCAGCACGAGCAGGGUCGCAUGCACCGCCGGAAUAUGCACAGAUUGCCUGGCCAACCGGUCUUCUGCUAGUGACCUGGCGAGUGACCUGGCGAGUGACCUGGCAGCGCCCUCGGCGCAGUGAAUGGGUGGCAGAUAUCGAUGAAAAGCAAAGUGGAGCCGCAACCGUACUGGUCAACGAGGAAAGUGAGGAAGCUGCCGGGAGCAGGUUUUCAGUACGUGAUCUUUGGACACUUAUAAAAUAUAUAGUAUGAUGUCUGGAGUUCCCGAUGGCCCAACCAACUUCCUGCUGCGCUGUGUGUUAUUUGCCAUUUAUUUUUG